UCAUCACCGGAGCACAUGACAACAAAAUGGUAGACGGACCAACAAUGUUUGUGGCGAAAAUCAAGAUGUUUUCCCUGUUAUCUUCGUUAGUUUUGAUGCUGACAUUCUCUAUAUCGUGCAGCCAAGCGAUUGCAACCAUGUCGAUGGGUAGCUCAUGCUACAACAGCACAUAUGACCUCAAAAUCAAAGAUUUCGGGACAAACCCAAGACCCCAUGAAUUCCUUGCCAUGUCAUCCAUCCCAAAGAGUUGGGACUGGGGUGACAUGGGUGGUGUCAACUAUCUCAGUCCCAUGCGAAAUCAACAUAUACCUCAGUACUGUGGCUCCUGCUGGGCUAUGGGAACCACCAGCGCCAUUGCCGACAGAAUCAACAUAAAAAGGAAGAACCAAUGGCCAACUACCUAUCUCUCCGUACAGAAUGUUAUUGACUGUGGAAAUGCAGGGUCGUGCCAAGGGGGUGGACAACUAGCUGUUUAUGCCUACGUGAACAAGCAAGGAAUCCCUGAUGAGUCGUGCAACAACUACCAAGCCAAAAACCAGAAAUGUUCUAAGUUCAAUCAGUGUGGCACUUGCUUUGGAAGCAACUGCUAUGCGAUUAGCAAUUAUACGAAGUGGUAUAUUGGAGAUUACGGGUCAGUGUCAGGACGGGAUAAGAUGAUGGCCGAGAUCUAUAUUAAUGGACCAAUCAGUUGCGGAAUAUCAGCCACUGAUGAGAUGGAAAAAUAUACCGGUGGAGUUUAUAGCCAAUAUUUGAAGGGAGCAAUGAUCAACCACAUUGUCUCAGUAGUCGGAUGGGGAGUGGACAAGAACAAAGUUGAGUUCUGGUGGGUCAGGAACUCUUGGGGACAGCCAUGGGGAAUUAGUGGUGUCAUGCAGAUAGUGACCAGCAAGUACAAGAAUGGCCAAGGCAAUGACUACAAUUUGGCAAUCGAGCAAUCUUGUGCUUAUGCAGAUCCAAUCGUACCGCCCAAGUAAUUUGACAACAUGACUUCAAAGAUUAUGUAACUAUGUAAGCCGGUGAUAAGGCCAAAGUAUUGAUUCAUAUUCAUAGUGCCUUAGGGUUUCAAUAUCAGCAACAAUCAACACUAUUACUCACAGACUCCCCUAAGCUUGUACUUAAUAAUACUUAAUAAUGUCUUUCUGCACAAAAACAAUCUGUUAACUUUAUGAACUUAUGUGGCCCUUGCUAGUGAAAAGGACUGGGUUGCAACACACAUUUCGUGAUGCUGCUGAGUGAGAUGUAAUCAAGGCUAUGUUCUAGGUGACAGGUCAUUCCUUCCUUGGUAGCCUUGCUUUGUUUGACAUAUGGGAGAAGGGGCCGACAAAGUAAUCAGACAUUGAGAGGGAACACCUGUGCACAGCUCAAGACACCACAUUCACUAUGGCUGUAUUUGUAACUGUGAUUUAGACAUAUCUGUAUUAAUUUUGUGUUGCCAAGUUCGUUGAGAUAAUGAUGUGUACUGCAACUUUGCAGUGAGUGGCCACUUUCUGUGGUAUAAAAAACUACUCUCCUUUGUCAAUUUCACUCAAAUUAUACUGUGAAAAUUGUACUGUUUCUGAUCACUCUAUUAUUGUCAUAAUUUUUCUUUUUUUGGGGGGGGGGGGGCUAGACGUUGCCCAGUGUGCACUUUUAUGCUCUUGGAGAAGUUAACAGGGUUAGUAAUUCAAUAAACUGUUUAUAAACCACCAUUUGCAUAAUAAAUAAACACUAACAAAAUA
Lineus longissimus is the source of this 1718-nucleotide messenger RNA. RefSeq names its product cathepsin Z-like. The coding region runs from base 27 to 974 and encodes 315 amino acids. Gene Ontology annotation, molecular function: cysteine-type endopeptidase activity. Lineage: Eukaryota; Metazoa; Nemertea; Pilidiophora; Heteronemertea; Lineidae. The record is from RefSeq and is a predicted model, not a curated record. The transcript is spliced from 7 exons. Gene Ontology annotation, cellular component: lysosome.